Molecule: messenger RNA, 2103 nt
Organism: Lodderomyces orthopsilosis Co 90-125
Lineage: Eukaryota; Fungi; Ascomycota; Pichiomycetes; Serinales; Debaryomycetaceae
Product: divalent metal ion transporter
Exons: 1
Coding region: 1-2103 (700 amino acids)
Biological process (GO): iron ion transport; intracellular manganese ion homeostasis
Cellular component (GO): plasma membrane
Molecular function (GO): manganese ion transmembrane transporter activity; cadmium ion transmembrane transporter activity
Source: RefSeq, a predicted model, not a curated record
AUGUCCCUUUCCAGCAUAACAAGAUCCAUCAACCUACGAAAUAUCAUUUCAACCGUCAAAAAAUAUUCAAGAUUCAUAGGCCCUGGUCUAAUGGUCAGUGUUGCUUUUCUAGAUCCAGGAAAUUAUUCGACUGCAGUAUCAGCAGGAAAUGCAUACAAAUAUAGUUUAUUAUUUUCCAUACUAUUAUCAAAUUGUCUUGCCAUUUUCCUACAGACGCUAGCGGCCAAACUUGGGGCCGUUACAGGGUUAGAUCUAGCAGCUAAUUGCAAAGCCCAUUUUCUGUUUAGGACCAAUCUUGUACUAUACAUUAUGACUGAAAUCGCCAUUAUUGCGACUGAUUUGGCUGAAGUUGUAGGUACAGCUAUUGCGUUAAAUAUUUUGUUCAAAAUUCCCUUGUUUUUAGGAGUCAUUGUUACUGUUGUUGAUGUAUUGAUUGUUUUGGCUGCAUAUAGACCUAAAGGUCCACUUUUAUUUAUUCGGAUAUUUGAAUCAUUUGUUUCAAUUUUGGUUGCAGCUACUGUUGUCUGUUUUGGAAUUCAAUUGUAUCAAGUGAGUCACGAUAAGUCGAUAAAUUUCUCGGCUAUUGAAGUACUAAAAGGCUUUCUUCCCAAUGAAAAUGUUGUUGAUAUGUCUGAAAGAGAAGGUGGAAAUGGGUUAUUUUUAAGUUUGGCUAUAUUGGGUGCCACUGUAAUGCCUCAUUCUUUGUAUCUUGGAUCUGGAUUGGUACAAUCGAGGUUAAAAGAUUACGAUAUGAAGAACGGAUUUUACAAACCAUGGCCGAAGGGAAAGAACCAUUCAUCGUUAUCAGCGGUAACUACAAGUGAUGAAAUUACCAUCAAUCCUGGAGAACACGAAUCACAUGAUCAAGACUUGACGACUCCCACACCCCUAGAGGGACUCAAUCUGCCUCUACCCCCUUUUGAAAAAGAUGCCGAUACAACCACACUUGGCGAAGAUGAAGACGAUAAUUACAGACCAUCAAUCCACGCAAUAAAGGACACAAUGUCAUACACAAUCAUUGAGUUGGUGGUUUCAUUAUUCACAGUUGCAUUAUUUGUCAACUCGGCCAUUUUGAUAGUGGCUGGUGCUACACUCAAUAGCCCAAAGGUUGAUUCACGUGAUGAUCAUGAUGAAGGAAAUGACUCGGAUUAUGAUUCUGAGCAAGAUGACAACUACGAAAACGCCGAUUUGUUCACCAUUUAUCACCUACUUUCCAAGCAUUUAUCUCCCACGGCAGGAUUUGUAUUUGCUUUGGCGUUGUUGUGUUCUGGUCAAAGUGCAGGUGUUGUUUGCACAUUAGCUGGGCAAAUGGUUUCUGAAGGGUUUUUAUCAUGGAGCUUACCACCCAUUGCCAGAAGAUUAAUCACACGAGGAAUGGCAAUUGCACCAUGUUUAUUUGUUGUCACUUUCGCUGGUAGAGAGGGACUAGCAAAAACAUUGAAUGCAAGUCAAGUUGUAUUAUCUUUGCUUUUGCCAAUUGUCAGUGCUCCACUAAUUUGGUUCACUUGUAAUAAGCAUACAAUGAAAGUACCCAUUUAUGUACGAGAUGGUGAUGAAGAUGUUGAUAUUGCAACUAAUUUAUUUGAUGACGAAAUUGGAAAUGUGGCUCCAAUCAAUACUCAAAUCAAUUCCAAGAGAUUUACAAGUUCAGAGCCAGCUAUCAGGCUUCAAGAUUUGCGCAAGUCACAUCCAUGUGCUGGUUGGGAGGAUGACGAUGAAGAGGAAGAUGGUAAUCAUCAUGACCCAUUGACCAGCAAUUAUAAUGAAGAGAGCAGGCGAUUGAUAGGUGAUGAUGUACAUGCGAAUAAUGAAACAGAAACUUUUGCUCAGUCGCAUAGUACGAUAAAACCAAGAUCAAACUCAACUGUUCUGAUUUCUAACCGGCCGGUGUCUGAUUCAAGUGUGGGUUCAUCAUCGUCGGCUCUGCCCAAUAUGUUGACUACUGACACAGAAGAUGAAUAUUUAGACGAAGAAAAUUACCGAAUCAAGGGUUAUAAAGAUUUCAGUAACUCUACAUUGACAUCUAUAUUUGCGGUCUUGAUUUGGAGUUUUAUUACAUUGUUGAAUGUGUACUUGGUGGUAAAUAUGGUGAUAGACGCAUAA